Molecule: messenger RNA, 936 nt
Organism: Colias croceus (clouded yellow)
Lineage: Eukaryota; Metazoa; Arthropoda; Insecta; Lepidoptera; Pieridae
Gene: VGAT
Product: vesicular inhibitory amino acid transporter
Exons: 1
Coding region: 1-936 (311 amino acids)
Biological process (GO): amino acid transmembrane transport
Cellular component (GO): vacuolar membrane
Molecular function (GO): amino acid transmembrane transporter activity
Source: RefSeq, a predicted model, not a curated record
AUGACUUGUAUUCUGUACGUUGUUGUGUGCGGUGAUCUUAUGAUUGGCACUUUCCCUGAUGGCUCCAUCGACACCCGAUCUUGGAUGAUGCUUACCGGCAUUUUCCUUUUGCCGUUGGCAUUUCUGAAGUCUCUCAAAAGUGUGAGCAUGUUGUCGUUCUGGUGCACAAUGAGCCAUUUAAUAAUCAACGCUAUUGUCAUUGGCUAUUGCAUUCUUUACAUUGGCGAGUGGGGAUGGUCGAAAGUGAAGUGGAAUCUCGAUUUUGAAAAUUUCCCCAUCAGCUUGGGCGUCAUUGUGUUCUCCUAUACUUCGCAAAUAUUCUUGCCCACGCUCGAGGGAAAUAUGGAGGACAGAUCUAAAUUCGAAUGGAUGUUGAAUUGGUCCCACAUCGCAGCGGCUGCAUUCAAAUCGAUAUUUGGAUACAUUUGUUUCUUAACGUUCCAAAACGAUACGCAGCAAGUUAUCACAAACAAUCUAAGGUCUGCUGGAUUCAAAGGUCUCGUCAAUUUCUUCCUCGUGGUCAAAGCAGUGCUCAGCUAUCCUCUUCCUUACUAUGCGGCGUGCGAUUUGCUGGAACGCGUUCUCUUUAGAGGAAAACCUAAAACACCGUUCCCACCAAUAUAUGCUUUAGACGGUGAACUAAAAGUUUGGGGUCUCGCUUGGCGGCUCGGAGUGAUAAUGUUUACCAUUUUGAUGGCAGUGUUCAUACCCCAUUUCCUGAUUCUCAUGGGUUUUAUCGGCAGUUUCACAGGAACCAUGUUGAGUUUCAUCUGGCCAGCUUACUUCCAUUUGAAGCUGAAGGCCAAUCAGCUGGACAGUAGCACCGUCGCAUACGAUUAUUUCAUCAUGGGUUUGGGUGUCCUGUUUGGAAUUAUUGGCAUGUACGACUCCGGUUCGGCUCUAGUCAAAGCUUUCAAAAUCGGGCUGCCGUUUUAA